AUGGAGCAUAAAUACAAAAACAACUCCAGUCAAACUAAUUAUGAUAGUAAUAUACUAUCGAUUGAUCCUAAAAGAAUGAGCCAAACUUCGAUGAGAAUAUUUGAGAAUCCCCUAGAGAUUAUUUUUGCUCAAAAUGAUAUAAUUGAAGAGAGUGCCCAAUUAUUCCAAAAUUUUUUAAGAGAAGAAAUCAUUAGAGCUGGUCAUUUACAACAAAAUAUUAUUCUAAAUUUACCAAUUCAAAAUGCAUUUAAAGAUCCUAUUUGGAUAAAAUAUGGUAAUGAUUUAAGACAAAUUGCAGAUGCAUUUUCAAACACAAAAGAAAGGGAACAGAUUUACAAUAAAGCAAACCAAGUUUCAUUGUGUACACUAACCUUGGAACAUUUUAUGGAUCUCCUUACAGAAAUAUUUUGUUUUUUUCCAGCUCAAUUCAAUAUCACAAAUGAACUCAGAAUAGUAAUUCUCUUUCUUUUUUCCAGUGAUCUCAUUAUAAGGACUAUCAAAAAUAAAUCCAUGUUAACAUUACAAUUAUUUAAUUCUUUGACAUACAACCAAAAUGAUACAAUAUUACCUUUGUUCCAAUGGACUGUAGAAUAUAUCAAACAUAAAUUAAGUGCAUGGGUACAAUCAAGAGGUGGCUGGAAAUCUAUAUUGGACAAAAAUAAUCAUAAUAAUUAUGAUAAUAGAUUAUCUUAUAAUAUUGAACCAAAAAAUGAACAAAGUCCUUUUUUUUCUGGUCCUAAAUUACCAAUAUUAUUUUCAUUUUCUUUAGGAAUCUCAUUAGGUAUAUUAAUAGCAUUGCAUUUACUCAGACAAAAAGCUCAAAAGUUAUAAAAUCAGUAUAAUGUUUGUAAUUUUACCACAAUCUAUAUUUAUAUACUCCAUAUGCAAUUUUUUUUAUGUCAAAUUUUUAUAAUGAGCAUAUUUUCUAUUUUGAUUGUGAUUUUUGUGAUAUUCAUAAAGAUUACCCCUUUUUAAAUAUAGUAAUGGGUGCCCAACAGAUUGGCUAAAUGUCAUAUGCCCUUUACCUAGAAAAAUUAAAACAAUUUUUAAAAUAAUUAUCAAUUACAAUAUAGUAUUACUCAAUUUUCAUACCUACAAUAUCCCUUAAUAAUGUAAAUUUUGAAAUUGUUUGCUUAAAAAAAGAGUUAUAAAAUUGUUAGCUGAAAAAGAAGUUAUUUUUUAAAAUUAGAAAAUAAAAAUUCAAUGAAAAAUAAUAUUUGAGCCUGCUGAGAUUGGAAAGCUAGUGAUGACACUUCAAUUAAUAGUAUGAAAUUAUUCUUUUAACCAUAAAGAUAUAAAUAAUAUUGAAAAUAAUAUUAGCAAAUCAAUUACUUGAUUAAUGGCAAGUCAAACAUAUACAAGAUAUUAUUUUUUUUAAACAAUGAACAGAAGUAAUAGAAAAAUAAUCACAUUGGAGGAUACCUACCUAACAAAGAUGAAAUGUAAGAGUAUAUUCCUUUACUGACAAAUAAGGAGACUUUAUAGCUGUAAACUAUUAUAUGAGGUAAUAAUAUUUUUUUCUUUGUUAAUUAUUUAUUAUAAAAUUUUUGCAAAGAAUAUGAAUCUAAAUUAUUUGCCAAUAAAUAUUUAUAAGUUUUUUUUAAAGUAUACAUGCCCCCUCUAAGGAAAAAUUAUUCUA
Molecule: messenger RNA, 1639 nt
Organism: Gordionus sp. m RMFG-2023
Lineage: Eukaryota; Metazoa; Nematomorpha; Gordioida; Chordodea; Parachordodidae
Product: apoptosis regulator BAX-like
Exons: 3
Coding region: 1-831 (276 amino acids)
Biological process (GO): regulation of apoptotic process
Source: RefSeq, a predicted model, not a curated record